CAAAAAAAAGUUUGCUUGGAAGCGUCUUCUUCCUCCCCAAGCCUCAACUGCACGCACGCCUCCCCAUUUAGGCAGCGUCGGCCCCUCGCCGUCCCCCUCACCUUUCCCAAAUUAGCGCCACCGCCACCGCCUCCCCCCCGGGAACGAAGCCGAGCCGCCCGAAUCGCCCGCCACCCACCCACCAAGCCUUAUUAGCCCGGCCCCCCCGACCGCUCCCCACCGGCUCGCGCCCCGACCAACCCCCCUCCUCCGCCGCCCUCCCGGUCCGCCGCUCGCGUCGCGUGGGGGGAGGAGGAGGAGGAGAUGGCCGCCGCCGCCGUCGCCUGCAGGCGCGCCCUGCUCCUGCACGGCCAGCACCAGUGGCCGCAGCGCUGGGCGGGGGCGGCCGUGCCCACCAGCGCCGCCCGCAGCAUCUCGCAGCUCGUCAAGACCAACGGCCGCCGCGCCUUCCUCGUCGACACCCUCGCCCUCGUCAGGAAGCUGGAGUCGCAGGGCGUGCCGACCAAGCAGGCGGAGGCCAUCACCUCCGCCAUCACGGAGGUCCUCAACGACAGCCUCGAGAGCAUCUCCGAGUCCUUCGUCUCCAAGGCCGAGAUGCAGAAGAGUGAGAUGCUGCAGGAGUCCAAUAUCUCCAAGUUCAAGUCGCAAGUGCAGAGCUCGCAGGAAAACCAUUUCUCUUUGCUACAGCGGGAGACAGAGAAGCUUCGUGGAGAUAUUGAUAAGAUGAGGAGUGAACUGAAAUAUGAGAUUGACAAGGUCACUGCAGGGCAGCGGUUGGAUCUGAACCUUGAAAGAGGGCGCAUACGUGACGAACUUGCCAAGCAGAAUGAGGAAACUACUGAGCUUACCACAAAGCUUGACAAGGAAAUUCACUCACUGAAGGCCCAGCUGGAGGCAGCAAAGUAUGAUGUCAUCAAAUACUGCAUAGGUACCAUCGUUUCGAUAUCAGCUGUCGGACUCGCCGUUCUCCGCAUCGUGAUGUGAAGCAAGCGAGCGAAUACGUUCUUUCGUUUACCCAAAUUCAUCCGUGGAAGCCCGCUAGAAGAGGAUAGGUUCUGAUUCUGUUCCUAGUUUUUGGAGGGGACAAAACGUGCUCAGGAGAAAUGUUGUAACACCUGGUAGGGAGAUGUUGCUCAAACUUGUAAAAUUCAUUGCCUGCGGAAGAAAUGCAUCCGAAAUGAUUCUUUACCUGUGCUCGAGCCUGCCACUGGAUUAGCGUGCUGGUUUCCGUUCUGUUGAAGCCGUUGUUGGUUGUUGCGUUGACCUCAGUUAUGUGAGAUCCUUAAACUGUGUUGAGCCUCGUGUUGUGCUCAAUGCAUCUCUACUCCAUUGUAUGUUCUGAUGGUAGUGUGGCUGUUUGACUGUUUCA
Messenger RNA from Setaria italica (foxtail millet), 1369 nucleotides. Its product is annotated as protein FMP32, mitochondrial. The transcript has 7 exons. Gene Ontology annotation, cellular component: mitochondrion. Lineage: Eukaryota; Viridiplantae; Streptophyta; Magnoliopsida; Poales; Poaceae. Bases 304 to 984 code for a protein of 226 amino acids. The record is from RefSeq and is a predicted model, not a curated record.